Molecule: messenger RNA, 1170 nt
Organism: Thlaspi arvense
Lineage: Eukaryota; Viridiplantae; Streptophyta; Magnoliopsida; Brassicales; Brassicaceae
Source: the annotation of a GenBank genome assembly
AUGUCUUCUGAGACAUAUACACAUCAAAAGAAGAAACCAUCAUGUGAAGCUGCAGAAACUUCAAAGGCUACUGAGAAGAACAGUGGCAACAAGGAGAGUUCGACGCCAAAUGAUGAUCAAAAUUCAGUCUCUCGACUUGUGAAUUUAGUGCAGAUACUAAUUCAAAAUGUGGAGUCUAUGGAAACCAACAUUGUGACUAAAGUGGAUGCUGCAAUUGAUGCUAAAAUUGGUAACAAAAUUGAUAUGCUCGAAAAGGAUGUUAGACAACUACAAGAGCAUCUCGAACGUGGUGCCACUAAGGAAGAUGCAACAUCUAAUGAUCAUGUAGAUGUGGAUGUGACAAGUAAAUCUCCAUCGUGGAUAGUAAUAAAAGCUACAUCCCAAGACGAUCUCCCGAGUAGCCGCGUUGUGAAGAAUGUGAACAAAGCUACGGAUCAAGUAAAGAAGAAUGGUGAAAAACAACAGCUUAAGAAGAUUGCUGUUAAGAAGAAUGGUGAUAAGAAACAAGAUGCGAAGAUUGCUGUUAAGAAGAAGAAUGGUGUUGAGCAACCACAUAAGAAGAUUGGCGAUAAGGGUGCGAUGGCUCAAUCAUUUUCAACAGAAUCAGACUGCGACAUCCGGGAGAAAAAACAGAAACUUGAUAAUCUGUUUGGAGCACUAGGACAAGGUCUCGGACGUUUGAAUGGUAACGCAGCUGGUCCCCCCAUUCAGGGGAGCUCAAAUAUCAAGCGUAUCGUCAGAAAUGUGACCCCUUCAGCUACAAGCUACGAUCCGUUUGCCAAAGUGGAAGAGAGUAAAGUGCGUAAAUUGAUGGAUUUUAUUGACCUUAAAGAGUAUGUGAUCUUUUCCUCCUUCCUCCAUUACAUUAUUAUUCUAGAUACAAACAAUAUUAUUAAUGAUCUUGCAAACGUUUUUAGGGGCCAACCUCUACGGGUCAGCAAUUCAAGUUUUGAAUUUUACAAUGUUAUUAUUACUCUGAGGAAAGAUUGGCCUGAACUAACCUAUGGCUGGGUGGGUGGUUCGCAAGUGAAUUCAGUGAUGCAUAUGUUCCAUAUAAGGUCUCUUUCUGACCCAUGUCCUUAUCGUUCUACAAGGAUUGCAUUUCUGGACCAAUGGUUUGUUAGCGCUUGGCGUGAUGAUCGUGGUGAUAAGCGUACACAUGUUUUGUAG